This is a messenger RNA of Bombus huntii, 1312 nucleotides long. RefSeq names its product tetraspanin-33-like. Gene Ontology annotation, biological process: protein localization to plasma membrane; protein maturation. The transcript is spliced from 5 exons. Gene Ontology annotation, cellular component: membrane. Bases 238 to 1074 code for a protein of 278 amino acids. Lineage: Eukaryota; Metazoa; Arthropoda; Insecta; Hymenoptera; Apidae. The record is from RefSeq and is a predicted model, not a curated record.
CAGAAGUGUAAUGGCGGAUGCAAAGUAAGCUGUCAAAGUAUGGUGCAUUAUAUUUUUCCUUUUCAUGAACGAUUAAAUAUAGUUCAUCGAAGAUUAAGUAAGAAGGUAGCAAAUAUGCGUUGAAUAAGUGAAAUUAUGAAAUAAGUAAUGCAAUCUAUGUAAUUUGUAUAUAUAACUAAAAGUGAGAAUUUCUUGUAUAUACCAAUUAAUAACUCUUAAAACAAUUUCUACUUUACCAUGAUGAAUAAUCGGCGGCGAACAAAUAACUUCACUUAUGUUAGUUCUUGUGUGAAGUAUAUGAUAUUUAUGCUCAAUUUUGUUUUUUGGUUAUUUGGAGGCCUUUUAAUUGGAGUAGGUUUAUAUGCAUUUGUGGAUAAAUGGCAAGCAACUGGUUCCGUUAGAGUAGAAAAUGUAUAUGAUGUGAUCCUUAAUAUUUCACUUGUGAUGGUUAUCGCUGGAGGAGUAGUCUUUGUUGUUAGUUUUGCAGGAUGUGUUGGAGCAUUACGCGAAAAUACUUGUCUUCUUAAAUUUUAUUCACUAUGUCUAUUGGUAUUCUUCUUGCUUGAGAUGGGUAUUGCAAUUGUUGGUUUUGUAUUCCCACAUACAUUGCAAUCAUUAUUGGAGGAGUCAUUUACAGAUAAAAUCAUACAAACAUAUAGGGAAGAUCCUGAUCUACAAAAUUUUAUUGAUUUUGGGCAACAAAAAUUUAGAUGUUGUGGUUUAAGUCAAGAAGGAUACUUGGAUUGGGGAAAGAAUGAAUAUUUUAAUUGCUCCAGUCCUAGUGUUGAACGUUGUGGUGCACCAUUUUCAUGUUGCAUUAAUGCUACAGACAUAUCAAGUGGUCUUGUGAAUAUAAUGUGUGGCUAUAAAGUGCAAAUGUUACCAGUAUCUGAAGCAGGCAAGAAAGUAUGGACUAGCGGUUGCAUUGAAAUUGUACGAAGUUGGGCAGAACGCAAUUUGUACACAAUAGCUGGUAUUGCUUUAGGUAUAGCUCUUAGUCAACUUUUUGUCAUAUAUCUUGCCAAGACAUUGGAAGGUCAAAUUGAAUUGCAAAAGUCUCGUUGGCAUUCCUGAGCUUGACUUCAGGCCACCUACCGCUAUCAGAUUCAUUCUCCUCCCAGCAGGCAGGUGGCCAGUGGCCGAAUAAGAGGCCAAGACAAUGAAACAAAUGUAAAUGUCCGGAUGACUUUACUUGUUCUUUUUGCAAUCUCUGUAUACAUACUUUGUAUUCUUUCUUUGAUCAGACUUGUACUUUACUUCAGAAACUAUUUUCAUGUAUAUUUAAGCAAAGGCUAGCUUUUAUUUUCUUUUA